UGAAAAUGUGAAGAUUUAUUCUCGGCUUUAAACUUCAAAUCAGUCUAGUCUAGCGAGCAUGUGUAUUAUUGAGCGAUACUGAGUGCUCGAAGGAUCCAUAGCUGCGUGAAAUCCCCUGACGUAUCACAAAGGAACUACAAUAUAGACGGCCUUUUCUCUAAAAAGCUGGUCAGUAUUUGGACACGCCUGGGUGUUUCUGGUGGUCGACUGAUAACAAGAACCAUUCCUAAGCUGAAGUGGCUAACACUGCUUUAUGUUACUACAAAAAGACAAACCGGGAAGUACCCUGAAGCCUCUGUAAACUUUUAUUUAAAAACUUAUUUUUUGCCUGGCAUAAAUAUAGUUUUAUUGUACUGAGUGGUUAAGUCAUUACAAGAUGAUGGACAUUGUUGCAAUUUCAAUCACAGACGAGGGCAAAUCGUAAGAAGGUGAUUGCGUCCAAAGAGAAUCCCUUGUGCCUACCACCGGCGUCAAGAAGAGAAGCAGAAGGAACUAAUCGAUAGUUGGGCGACCUGUGAGUAGGUGUGACGCAACAUGGGGCACCGCACAGUGGUGAGGUGCACGGCACUCAUACUGACUUUGAUCUCUUUAAUAGAAGGUUUUAGUAUGAACAGAACACCGCUGUCUGCUAGGAUCAUCGUGCACGUGUCUAAACGCCGGGCGACUUACUGGGAGCCGUGGGAAGUGAACAGACGAAUCUGUCCGCCAUCACUCUGUCGUUCGUCGGACACCGGCGGAGAAGAUUAUCGGCCGCGGGGGACAGCUGGUACGGUAUUUUACCAAGGCGAUAUUAUAUUGCGUAAAGAUGACGAGCCGUACAUAUACGGCAAGAAGCCGACUCGGAGAAAACGAGCGACGAUGCGUUUGCGCCAAAAGAUUUGGAAAAACGGGAGGAUUCCUUACGAGAUCGAUAGCCGGAUUAGUCCCAUGGCCAGGCGUUAUAUUCUCCGAGCAUUCAACCACAUACAAGAAAGAACGUGCAUCAAAUUCAAGAAACGACGAAACAAAGACAAGGAUUACGUUCGAUACAUCAGCGAACCAGGGUGCUGGUCUAAUGUUGGGAAACGUGGAGGGAUGCAGCUCAUCAGCCUGGGUCGAGGCUGUGAGAACCUCGGAACCACCGUGCACGAGACGUCACACGCUCUGGGAAUGUGGCACGAGCAGGCGCGUGUGGACAGAGACCGCUUCGUAAAGAUCUUGGAGGAGAACAUAUCGCCCAAGUACCUGCCCGACUUCAAGGUGAUCAGCCGCCGAGCAGCCACGUCACGCGGCUACCCGUACGACUACGACAGCGUCAUGCACUACAACAAGUUGGCAUUCACGCGCGCCGGAGACCCCACCAUAAAGGUGAUAGGCAUAGGCAAGAAGUUGGGUUUGAAGAUAGGACAGCGGCUGGGACUGAGCACCAUUGACAUGGCCCAGCUCAGAGAGAUGUAUCACUGCAACCAGAAAGAAGACAGCCGACUUUCGUCGUGUCCCAAGGGUUGGGUAAAGCACCAGUCGAGCUGCUAUAAGUUCCACAAGACGCCGCCGCGUCAGUUCUCGGCCGCCAACAAGGAGUGUGAGCAGCAACACGGCCACUUGCUGGCCAUAGACAGCAAAACCGAGAACAGGUUCAUUCAGAAAUACAUCAGACAGAAAUACAAAAAUGUCGGCAAAUGGCGCACUGGUGGAAAGCUGGUGAACGGAUCAAUGGUGUGGUUUAAGAGCGAUAAGACCAAGCCUAAGGCGAUGAGGUACACAAACUGGGACACGGGGAUGCCGGCAUCGUACACGACGGCUGUGCUCGCCAAAAGUGCGGACGGGAAGACGUUCAAGUGGCAAGGCGUCUGGGCUGGCUCGCAGAAUCAACUUCCAGCGCACUCGUACCCAUUUAUAUGCGAGAAACGCGCAAAACGAAAGUGCCUAAAGGGGAUUCUUAAGGAUGGCCGUGACUACCGAGGUAAACGUGAUCACACGCUAGAUGGAAUCACUUGUCAGAAAUGGAGCGACCAAUAUCCACACCAACAUAAGUUGAAGCCGAAAAACAAGAACGAAAAUGGAGAAGAUUCGGACGGACUCGGAAACCACAAUUACUGCCGGAACCCCAGUGGACAACGCCGAAAACGACCUUGGUGCUAUACAGCGAAAAAGAACCCAAAAUGGCAAUACUGUGAUAUAACCCCAUGUGCAAAAGGAGGAAGUCAAAUGAAGAAAAAUAACAAACCAUAUCCGCGACAACGACAGACUCAACAAAAACAAAAGAAACAUUCGAAAUACAGUGGAAGAAUAACUCACGUUCAAAAUAAAAAUAGGAGUAAAAAAAGUUUGCUGAAAAGAAAUGAUAGAACAAGAAAUAAAUUUAAGAAUUCCAGAAAGCAAACAAAAGAGUUAUCAAAAAGAAAGAUGUCGGGUUCAAAAAGAAACACGAGAAAUAAGUCUAGAACCAAUGCCAAUGGAAAUUCAGGCGGAAAUACGAGUGGCAGUUCAGAAACAAAUACGAGACGAAAAUCAAACCAAAGAAAGAUUUUAAAAUUAAAGAAUUCGAGACAAAAUAAAAAUUCAAAUACAAGGAGAAUCAAACCAAAUACGCGCCCAAAAACAAGAUCGAUGAAUUCCAAACAAAAGGAAAGUUCAAAAUCAACUUCAGAACCAAGUGUACGAAGCUCAAAACCAAAAAUAAGGAGUUCAGAACCAAAAUUAAAUACAAAAAGAUCAAAACUAAAUACAAAGAACUCAAAGAGAAGUAAAUCUCAGAAAUCCAAAACAGUUGAUGUGCAUUCAUGAAGACAAUCAUUCACUGGGAUAUACAAAGUUAUAAUUUAUGGUUGAUCGUCAUGGCUCAACUUUGCUUUUUGGCAUUAAUAGAUUUAUUCGAGGACCGGAAAUUCAUUAGUAGUACAUUAUUAGUACUAGAACUAGGUAGUUUCCAUCUUUGACCACAUAUUCCAUCUUCUAUAUGGCAAAUCCGUGGACAGAACAAGUAGACGUGAGCUAGCAUUUGCGGUUUAUAACCAGAACCCACGUUGCACAAUGUCAUGUUGGGCAAAAUCGCUGGCUGAGUCACUUUGUAUCCAAGGCAGAUGUGCUUGAACCCUCAUUGCAUGUAGUCACGGAAGUACUGUUAGCUGGAUAAACAACAUUACAAAGAAGUACUGUUCAUUUGUGAACUGCAAUAGUCAGUACAAACCUACAUACGGGUAUUUUGUAAAUGUAUUAAGAACAUAUUUGACACUAUUCAGACGAGAUUUAGCACACGUGUAACAUACUUGACGAUAUUCUGCAGGAUUGUUUUAUACUGGAUGAUAUGCUGCAGGUUUCCUAGGAAUAAAUAAUAGAUUCCGAGAGAUUGAUAUCCAGGGAUGUACCUAAGGAUGCUCAAAAUACAAGAGCUGAAAACCAACAACAUUGCACGUGUUACAGAUAUAAUACGCCAGUGCAAACAGGGGUACUUUGUUCUAUCAUAAUGGUCGAGGUGGUGGCGAAAGCUUCGUCGUCCACUGUCUACUAGCUAAACUCGACUAUAAUAAAGCUCUAGAAACAUAUGAUGGUGUAAGGGGUUAAUGUACAUUGGGUAGCAUGACUCGACCUCCCGAAAAUUUCGCUCGCCAUAGUUCAGACCCCCUACUGCAUACGCGCCUGUAAAAUCAACUUUUUAACAUACUUUAGAAGGAAAGUUUGUGUCUGUGUGUGUGUGUGUGGGGGGGGGGGGGGGGGGGGGGGGCUGUUGACAGCAAAACACAAAAUGCGUUGUAAACUUAUGAGCAUGUUGUCAAUAAUUGUACACACCUCAUUAAUAAUCGGGAUCGUGUUGAACAACAAAACAAAAAGUAUUAACUGCAUUUAGUAUUUUACAGGGUAUUUCAGAAAUAAUCACAGAAGGAACUCUGCUUUAUUUGUUUAACUGUUGGGGUUCUGCUGAUUUAUUUAUUAUUAUUAUUAUUAUUUUUUAUUUUAGGAACUCUAUUAACGUGCAUGUAUCCAGCCAAUAUUCAGACACAUCCAUAUUACUGAAUAAACAUUUUUGAAACACCAAA
Messenger RNA from Gigantopelta aegis, 4016 nucleotides. RefSeq lists its product as uncharacterized. The coding region runs from base 535 to 2766 and encodes 743 amino acids. The record is from RefSeq and is a predicted model, not a curated record. Gene Ontology annotation, molecular function: metalloendopeptidase activity; zinc ion binding. Lineage: Eukaryota; Metazoa; Mollusca; Gastropoda; Neomphalida; Peltospiridae. The transcript has 9 exons. Gene Ontology annotation, biological process: proteolysis.